GACACACUUAGGUCACACACACACACACACACACACACACACACACACACACACACACACACACACACACACACAAUCUAUAAGGAAUAAACCCUGCAGGACUUCAGCAGAGUGUUCAAUGUAGUGUUUCUCUUUACUAUGCAGCAGCGUAGGAAAGACAAUGAUGAUGGAGACACCAAAAACCUUCAGAGCUAACAACACUCUAACCACACCCACCAGGAUUCAUGUUAUCCAGGUGGACUCUGUGCAGCGUUGGAUGGAAGAUCUGCGUCACAUGACUGAGGUGGAGUGUAUGUGUGUGUUGCAGUCCAAGCCCCUGGGCGUUGACGAGGACACUGCAGGUGAGCUCAUUAUCCCUGGGGUGGGUGUGGCCAGUGAUCAUGUGACAAGGGACAACCUGCAGACUCUCCUGAAGAGGGCCCUGGUUGUCAGUACUGAGCUUGGCAAGAUGUUCCAGCGUUUAGAGAAAGGACGAUGGCAGCGUGUUCAUGGAACGGCAGUCAGAGCUAACUGUCACGUUCGCUCUCUGGUGCAUGAGUGCAGCACUCACAGAUCCACCAACACACACAUGCAGAAGUAUGAGGCCACUCUGCUGGAGAAGUGUAUGGAGCUCACCGUCAUUACUGAGAGGUGUCUCAACACAGAUGAUGAAUAUUUCCUCAAGUCCAUGAAGGAGGCCAUUCAUGAGAUUCUUACAGAUGUCAGUGAUUCAUUCAGCCAAAUGAUUGACAUGGCCUUAGCCAAUGAAAUACAAGUCCUGAUCAGGCAGGUUGAGGAGUCAGAUGAUGUGUUCCUCAUGGAGAAUGCAAUCAGUAACCUGCUGUCACUCACUCAGGACGGACCACAGCUCUGCAGCAUUAUUGCCAAUGAAGGAGCAGUUGUAGCGCUGUUGAAGAUCUGUAGGCAGGACUGUUUCAGCUCUUUAUAUGCUCCUGCACUCAGGACAGUCGCCUCCAUCUGCUGCGUGGAGGAGGGAAUCACCCAACUGGAGAAAGUUGAUGGUGUCCUGUGUCUGGCUGAUAUUCUGACUGAUGAAGGUUGUACUGAAGCAGCUCGAGCUGAAGCGGCUGCAGUCGUGGCUCAGAUCACAUCUCCUCACCACUCCAACACACAUCAUCUCUCCAGCUUCAUAGAGAGCAUGCAGGACAUCGUCUCUGCCCUCAUCAAGCUGUGUGAGACUGCAUCGUGUGGUGAGGUGUUCCUCUUAGCCUCGGCUGCACUGGCAAAUAUCACUUUCUUUGACAGUUUGGCAUGCGAGAUUCUUCUGCAGCUUAAUGCAGUGCACAUCCUCCUCCAGGCCUGCAGAGACCGCCAGCGUGUCGACACCCCGUACUCUAAAGACCAGGUUGUAACAAUUUUGGCCAAUUUGUCAGUGUUGGAACAGACGGCAUCAGAGGUCUUACAGGAGAACGGAUUGGAGCGUCUGCUGCUGCUGCUGGGAGAGAAGCCGUCAUCCCCCAGUCCAUCAGAGGGAGCUGCAUGUGAGAGAGUUCAGCAGAAAGCUGCAGUGACUCUCGCACGUUUAAGCCGAGAUCCACACAUCGCUCAGGCUGCCAUUCAACUGCAAGCUGUGCCGCAUCUCAUCAAGCUGUGCCGAUCUCCAGCUGAGAGAAACAGCAGUGACUCGGUUUUGGUGGCCUGUCUAGCUGCUCUAAGGAGAUUGGCUGCUGAAUGUUCUGAAAGUAUCGACCCAGUGGAUCAUCAGCAGCUCAUUAAACCACGACUUGUUGACUCAUUUCUUCUGUGUUCAAACAUGGAGGAGAGUUUUGUCUGAAGCUGCAUUUACCUUGCAAUCUCUCACACACACACACACACACACACACACGCACACACGCACACACGCACACACGCACACACUACUGGACCAGGUUGAGCUGUUAGCUAAUGUUGUAGGACCGUACAAAAAGUAAUUUUAUUCUUUUAGCUUUUUUUUUUAUAAUUUUUUUUUUACUUUAUUAUAUUGAGCUAACGUGCUAAUGCUAACAGAACUGCAUUAUAAGCAGUGUUCAGAACACGAUCUACCGAACUACAGAACAAGAACCAACAGAACAAUUAUAACUGAAGAAACGUCUCCAGGUUACUUAUGUAACCAUGGUUUCCAAGGGAACGAGAUGCUGUGUUGGAACCCUUUGGGAACGCCUCUGUGUUGUCCACACCCUUAAUCACGUGUAUAAUCAGUCCAAAUAAAAAGUGUGGCGUCACCGGCGGGGUCACGUCACGACCAGGAAGCUUAUAAGCACAUGGAGUGAAACCAGCGGCAGCUUCUGAAAGGAGAAGGAAGCGCUGCAGGAAAGCAGGCAGUGUGGCAUCGAAAUGCAGCAUCUCAUUCCCUCUGUGAACCAUGGUUACAUACAUAACUUGAAGACGUUUUCCUUCAGGAACUCGAGCUGCGUCGCCUGCAUUACCAGUCCCUGUCUAGUGUGGAUGUUCACAACUAGGGUGAAGAACAGAGGGGCCAGGAGUGGCACUGAGGUCGAGCUGUUGAACCUGACAAAGGUUAGCAGGACGCCCCAGCCCGCAGCGUUGCAGAUGUCCUGGAGGUAAACUUGAGAGGACAAGCCCUUAAAAGCCACCACACUUCGGAUGCAGUGCGCUCUGACCCCGAAGGAAGCGGGGAGACCAGAGGACUCAUAAGAGGUGGAAAUCGCAUCCACAAUCCAUCUUGGAAGGCCAUAGCAGACGAACAGCUGCUCCUACUUCCUCCACAUUUCUAAUCUGUGGAUGUAUAUUCCAGAAAGGAAGGGGCCACAGAAAGGGCCUAAAGAUCUCCUGCUCCCUUUAGAGAGGAGAUGGCUAACAGGAACACAGUCUUAACUGUGAGGAACCUCACAGGUACCUUGGUCAGAGGUUUAAAGGGAGGCUGCGACAGGGCAUCCAGCACAAUGGCCAAGUCCCAGGCAGGCACUCUAGGUCGCACUGGAGGUCUCAAACUCCGGGUGCUGUGGAGGAAGCGUGUCACAAAUGGGUUCUUACCCAGCGACUGCCCUGCGAGGGGGGCAUGACAGGCUGCAAUGGCAGACAUGUUAACCUUCAGGUUGGACAGAGCCAACCCUUUGGUGAACUGUUCUUAAAGAAAUUUCAGCACUAAACUGACUGGGCAUUGAACUGGGUCUAGGCGGUGUUGUUCACAACGUGCAGUGAACAGGCACCACCUCGGUGCGUACGACCUCCUCGUGGAGGGACUGGAUUGAAGAAUGACCUCGUAAGCAAACCUCAGAAACUUCCUGUGAGCUGAAAGGAUGGAUAUGUGAAAGUAUGCAUCCUUUAAAUCUAACCAGUCCCAGACCUGAUUUGUGACACAACCUGCUUCAGGGUCAGCAUCUUAAAACUGAGUCUCAAAAGUGAGCGGUUCAGCUGACACAGGUCCAGUAUAGAAUGCAACCCACCGUCCUUUUUGGGAACUAUGAAGUACCGGUUGUAGAACCUGGUCUCUCUGUUUGAUGAAGGGAGCACCUCGAUAGCCACAUUCUUUAGGAUAGUUCCUUUUACUUCCUGCUCUAUGAUCAGAGCCUGAUGGAAACCCCGUUGACCCAGGGUCGAAUCAUUUAGCCUCUGUCUACAGUGUGCAGGACCCACCGGGACACAACUGCCGCCAGCUGGUUUCUUAAGGGAAUCAGUCUCUCCAAACUGACCUUUGGCAUACCUAGAGCCAGAACAAUGCCCUGGAGCAGCUCUAGGGGCCUCCUGAGAGGCGGUGACCCUACCACGUCCGCUACAGUGCUGGGCAGAGAGUAAGGAGGGUGUUCACUGGAGCUGGCCAUGCCCUAAAGCACCGAGGGUGGCAGGGUUAAUGAUCCAGCUCCCUGAGGCUGCCGGGGCAGGGUGGGCACCGUAUAGUGUGGUGCACAGCACCCUUCCCAGCAGGAUCACCAGAUGGUUUGAUGGUCCUCAGACGCAUCAUCUCGCGUGGCUUCGGCCUCAAGCGUAGCAGCGUGUCUCUUUUGGGGGAGUGUGCGUUGCGACGCCCUCUCUUUGCACCUCGUGAUACUGGGAGGUGUCAGGUUGUGAUCGUGGGGGCUGUGCCCACUGAGCAGCUCUACGAGGGCGACGUGGGAGUAAGGAGAACAGCCCUAUCCCUGUUGAAAGGUCUGGGUGAGCCAAAUAUUCCUCUCUGUGGAGACAAGGGAGGCCCUAGACUGGCCAAUGGUCUUAGCAGUCUCCUUAGUGAGCCUUAGGGCCAGGUAUAUAGCUCACGGACCUGCUUGCUGCCUGGGGCAUCUCCCAUAUUCAGCACCCACAGCAGGUCGGCCUGAUAGGCCUGCAGCACCCGCUGAGGCAUGGACAACUGAGCAUAGACAACGAGAGGCAUUCCCAAAGUGUUCUGAUGCAGCCUGAGUUCCUGAAGCGGAAUUGAUAUGUUUACACAAAAUGAGAUCCAGAAUCAUAAUCAGAACCAGAACGAGCAUAAAUAACAGAAUGGAACUGGACAAUAGGCAGGAGAACCACAGCCACACAAAGGAAAACUAGGACAAGCAUUCUAAAGAAACUUAACACUGUAUUAGACCCCAUGUUCCUGUGUUAGACUCCGUUUUAAUACAUUUUUGUAAAAUUUCUACCUUUCAGAAAGUUUAUAAAGUUAAUAACUCCGAUACAAAUCAACAAUUUACACAAAUUUACACAAAUAAAAUGCUUUUGGAGAAUAAAACACAAUUUUGCCUUUUUAU
Messenger RNA from Silurus meridionalis, 4664 nucleotides. RefSeq names its product protein inscuteable homolog (gene insc). Lineage: Eukaryota; Metazoa; Chordata; Actinopteri; Siluriformes; Siluridae. Gene Ontology annotation, cellular component: apical cortex. Bases 161 to 1774 code for a protein of 537 amino acids. The transcript is spliced from 13 exons. Gene Ontology annotation, molecular function: cytoskeletal adaptor activity; protein binding. Gene Ontology annotation, biological process: apical protein localization; asymmetric cell division; regulation of asymmetric cell division. The record is from RefSeq and is a predicted model, not a curated record.